Syzygium oleosum is the source of this 626-nucleotide messenger RNA. RefSeq lists its product as uncharacterized. NCBI's taxonomy places the organism in Eukaryota, Viridiplantae, Streptophyta, Magnoliopsida, Myrtales, Myrtaceae. The transcript is spliced from 3 exons. The record is from RefSeq and is a predicted model, not a curated record. The coding region runs from base 1 to 372 and encodes 123 amino acids.
AUGAUGGUGAAGAAGGGCGUCCAGAGAAAGUGGGUGGUGAUAGCAGUGGCAGUGUAUCUACUCAUCAUGUGCAGUGGUAGCGUAUAUGCUCAUCAUGCCUCUUUGCUUCCUGCUCAACAUGUUCCCGAUGCCCCUGGUGGAAGCGAAGAAGGCAAGAUGGGAUCCCCAAGAAAAGCGUUAGGUGGUCGUGGUGGGUUCAAACUCAAGGGGACAAUUACUCUUGAUUCCUACGUUGAUUUAGGGAAGAAGAAGAAGAGGAAAACAGUGGAGUCGCGGAGCCUAAGGGCAAGUGCCAUCGGGUCUCUACCAUCGCCGCUUUGCAAUUAUGGCUGCAGCCAAGCCAUUAUGGCCCCUCUUUAUCCAAUAACUUAGACAUCCAUAUCAAUUUCGACCAAAAAAAAAAGGACAUCCAUAUCAAUAACUUAGUAUCAUUUUCCUUUCUUUGCCCAUGAAAUGUCUAUACCAAGUCAUUAUCAACGCUUGUUGAUCUCUCUAAUGUAUAUUGUGUUCCAUUACUGCCAGAAGUAAUGGAAUUGGCCUUGAGAAGCCGAUGACCAGUUGGCCCAUAAUAGAUGUAUAACAGUUGGGCCUGUGGGUCAAUCUUAGUCUAAAUGGUAUUGAUCCAA